Messenger RNA from Apus apus (common swift), 1623 nucleotides. RefSeq names its product ETS variant transcription factor 7 (gene ETV7). The record is from RefSeq and is a predicted model, not a curated record. Gene Ontology annotation, molecular function: DNA-binding transcription factor activity, RNA polymerase II-specific; sequence-specific DNA binding. Lineage: Eukaryota; Metazoa; Chordata; Aves; Apodiformes; Apodidae. Gene Ontology annotation, cellular component: nucleus. The transcript is spliced from 8 exons. Bases 62 to 1000 code for a protein of 312 amino acids. Gene Ontology annotation, biological process: regulation of transcription by RNA polymerase II; cell differentiation.
AGGAUCGAGCCGAAGCCGCAGCGGCCGCAGGGUCAGGACCUGCCCGCACCGGGUACCCGGGAUGCAGGGUAAAGGGGCAGGCAGCUCCUCCAGCCCCGUGGCUGCAGCUUCGUUACCACCCCUGGCCCAGGCCAGACACCCGCCCAUCAGCGAGGGGGAGAUCUUCAAGCUUCCAGGCAGGCUGAGAAUCCAGCCCUCGUUGUGGAGCAAGGAGGACGUGAUCCACUGGCUGAGGUGGGCAGAGGCAGAGUAUUCCCUGCGGGAAACUGACGGCAGCAGGUUUGAGAUGAACGGCAAAGCCCUCUGCAUCCUCACCAAGGAGGACUUCAGACACCGAGCUCCCAGCUCAGGUGACGUGUUAUAUGAAAUACUCCAUUACAUUAAGACUCAGAGAAGAGCCCUGAUGUGCAGCCCUUUGCUCAGCUCACCCUUCAAGGAAGCAAGGACCACUGAGGAAGGGACAGGCUGUGGUUUCCAGGCUGCCCCAGGUGCUGGUUCCUCCUGCCUGGGUUGUGCAGGACAACCCGUGUUCCACAGCCACGUGGAGCCACUGAACCUCUCCCACCACAGCUCAGAGGACAGCUGCCAGCCAGGGGCCAUCUGCUCUUUUCCUACAGCCCUGUCAGCUCCAGUGGAUGGGAAAAUUGCAGACUGCAGGUUGCUGUGGGACUACGUGUACCAGCUCCUCUCCGACAGCCGCUACGAGCCCUACAUCAAGUGGGAAGACAAGGAAGCCAAAGUCUUCAGGGUUGUCAACCCCAGUGGACUUGCCCAGCUCUGGGGGAACCACAAGAAUAGGAUGAACAUGACCUAUGAGAAGAUGUCCCGAGCUCUCAGACAUUACUACAAACUCAACAUCAUCAAAAAGGAGCCGGGGCAGAAGCUGUUGUUCAGGUUUUUGAAGACUCCUGGGAGGUCCAUCCAGGAGAAAUCCAGCCAACUGGAGCAGCUGGAGAACGAGGAGCAUUUCAAAGAUGACCCACUGGAAGUUUCACCAUAGGAAAUGUUGAAGGUGGCAUUUGUGGUGCUUGGCAGACAGACCCGUGCUCUGCUGGGAAGUGCUGGUAUCUCUUCCAUCUCCUGGAUAGGAGACCACUGAGCUGGUCCUGGGUCUCAAAACCUGCCCUGGGCCAAAGCUGUGACACCUCUGGGGCUUUGUUAGCAAAACACACCCAGAAACUGUCCCCCAGCCCUGGAAAUGCAGGUGAACGUGGGGACUGGUCUUCUGCUCACUUCUCUUCUGCCCUCUGGGAGGGAAUGGGAAGUUCUUGCUCCAGAAGGUUCUUGCUCUUUAAGGUUCAAACCUUCUAGUAGAGAGGACUGGAGCACCCAAGCUGGGUCCAACAUCUCCCCAAGGGCUCUUCUUCUGGACUUGAGUCACUCCCCUGGUGGGAGGACAGACCCAGGCUGUAGAUGUGAGUGACACUGUGGUCUCUCUGUCUCCCAAGGCCUUGCUCCUGGGAUGAAGGGUGGGAGUGUUCUGGAAUACCUGCCUGGAUCAGGCCUGGCUGGAGCUCCAGGCUGCUCAGAUGCCCUAACCCAGGUCUCAUAUUAACUCCUCUCACUCCGUGUGAUGCUUUUUGUAAUCAGCUGCCUAAAGAAGGUGAAAAGAAGCCCAGCCAG